AUGACUGUCGACGUUAGCUCGGCCGCCGGCCUCGACGGAUUCAAUGCCACCCUUGGCGACCAGCCGUUCGCCAACGGCUACACGCUAUCUGGUGACGACGCUGCCCUGUUUGACAAGCUCGGAAAGCAGCCCGAUGAGAAGAAGCACCCCAACGUGGCCCGCUGGUACAGAAACGUUGCCUCCUAUGAGAAGAGCGAACGAUCGGCGUGGUCGACCGCCGGCUCGUCUGCCUCAGCUGCCAAGGAGGAUGAUGAGGACAUCGAUCUGUUCGGCUCGGAUGAUGAGGAGGAUGCUGAGAAGGCCGCGAUUGUUGCCCAACGUUUAAAGGAAUACCAAGAGAAGAAAUCCAAGAAGCCCGGUCCAAUCGCCAAAUCGUCCGUGAUCCUCGACGUAAAGCCCUGGGAUGAUGAGACGGACUUGAAAGAGUUGGAGGCGAAGGUACGAGGCAUCGAGAUGGACGGGCUCGUCUGGGGAGGCGGCAAGUUAAUCGCCAUCGGAUACGGAAUCCAGAAGCUCCAGAUCAUCUCCGUGAUCGAGGAUGCGAAGGUUUCCGUGGACGAUCUUCAGGAUAAGAUCCAAGAAUUCGAGGACCACGUGCAAUCCGUCGACAUUGUUGCGUUCAACAAGAUC
Messenger RNA from Mesorhabditis spiculigera, 630 nucleotides. The record is from the annotation of a GenBank genome assembly. NCBI's taxonomy places the organism in Eukaryota, Metazoa, Nematoda, Chromadorea, Rhabditida, Rhabditidae.